Molecule: messenger RNA, 4794 nt
Organism: Aureobasidium melanogenum CBS 110374
Lineage: Eukaryota; Fungi; Ascomycota; Dothideomycetes; Dothideales; Saccotheciaceae
Product: Serine/threonine-protein kinase
Exons: 3
Coding region: 1-4794 (1597 amino acids)
Biological process (GO): DNA damage checkpoint signaling; regulation of translational initiation by eIF2 alpha phosphorylation
Molecular function (GO): ATP binding; eukaryotic translation initiation factor 2alpha kinase activity; protein binding
Source: RefSeq, a predicted model, not a curated record
AUGGCUCCAAAAACGCCUGCAAAGACGUCUACCAAGAACCGAAAACAAAAUGAACCCACUGUCUCCAAACCUCCCGCCUCGAACCCUCCAGAUGGCCCUCACGUCAACUAUGCAGAGGUUCAGGCGGAGGAAAUCGACGUCCUUCAAGCCAUCUAUAUGGAAGACUAUGAAGAAGUAAAACUCAAAUCUGCCUGGAGCAAGAGCUCCGAUCGCGCCUUCAACCUCAAACUGAAGGCUUUUUCCGAUGAAUCUACUUUUGUCGUCCUUUCUGUAAAGUUGACGGCUACCUAUCCUAAAUCUGCGCCUGUGCUUCAGAUAGAAGGCCUGGAUAAACUACAAACUCAGGCCAAGAAACGUCUUCAAGACAUCAUCAAGAACAGACCUGUCGAAAUGGCCGGCGAAGUCAUGAUCCACGCCAUCGCAUCAGACAUCCAGGACGCCCUCGAGGAUGCAGUUCAGGCUAGAGAGCAGGGCACAUUACCUAGUCUUGACGUUGAGCGCACUAACCGGGAGGCUGCCGCAUUCGACCAAGCCAAGGAAGCUGAAGAAGAUGAAGCCAAGAGAGUGCAAGCCGCUCAAGACGAAGAAGAGCGCAUGCUGCAGAAAAUGGUGCAGGAUGAGGUUGAACGCCGUGAAUCCAAACGACGCGAUCGAUCUUCUCGCACUCAAACAGGAUCUAGCCCACAUCCUUCAAACGACGACGGCGCCCAAAACACAAUCAACUUUGAUCAAGAUGUCGCACUUGGACCCGGUGUGGAAAGUGCCCCAUUCAGCAGCGUUGCUCUGAUAGCGCCUAUCACAUCUAAGGGUCAAAUGGACAUUUACGCUGCUCAGCCCAGGUUUUCAAGAGGUUUCUCUAUGAGCCCAACCAUGCUUGCGGUUCGUCGUUUGUCUUUGAAGAUUGUACAUGGCGACGCCGCGAGUAAGAACCAUCUGUUAGCCCUCGAAGAAGAACUUGAAGCGCUCAAAGUCCUUCGCCAACCCAAUAUCGUCAACGUCUAUGCUUUCAAGGUAGCAAAACCUGAGGGAAGAGAUGGUGGACUGAAUCAGGAUUGGGAGGUCUCCGUCCUGUCAGAUCUUGCCAAUAGAGGAAGUCUGGCGGAGAUGCUCGAAGACGGACAUACUGUGCCACCCGCGAAGGCAAAACAAUGGUCUCUGGAUCUGCUGGAAGCUUUGGAUUACUACCACCGUCAUGGCAUUGUACACAAACGCAUCCACAGCGCCAACGUUUUGCUGUUUCGAUCAGACACUGGUGUAACUGCACCAAAACUUUCUGACGCUGCUUACGAAGACAGACUACUCAGAUUGCAAGGUCGGGCAAGCACUUUGGAGAAAGGCAAGAAGAUGGCUGCAUGGCUCGCCCCCGAGUGCUCUGGACAAGACGCAACCUUCACACGACGAAGUGAUGUUUGGGACUUUGGCGUCCUGCUUGUGCAAAUGCUGUUUGGAACUGCAGUGACCCGUAAGUACAACGGCCCAAUGGCGAUGCUGGAAUCUCUCGAUCUUUCCGAACCCCUCAGCGAUAUUUUGCGGAGGGUGUUCAGUAAGGAGCCGAAGAACAGACCCACAGCCUUUGAGCUGAUUCCCAGCGAAUUCUUCCGCAGCGAUCUACCAAUCAUUAAUACAGAGUAUUCCACGAAUUUCAAAAGUCCUGUAGCUAGGCGCUCUAGGCAAAAUUCACAGAGUGUUGGCGAAGGCCCAUCCUUCUCAAGAUAUACCAAAGACUUCACCGAAUUGGGUCGUCUUGGUAAAGGUGGCUUUGGCGAAGUUGUCAAGGCUCGUAAUAAGCUUGACGGUGGAGUCUACGCCAUCAAGAAGGUCAAGCAAGACUCGGCCGCACAACUUGAGCACGUGUUAUCAGAAGUCAUGCUUUUGCACAGGCUCAAUCAUGCUUACGUGGUCCGUUACUAUUCGGCCUGGGUCGAGGAUGACUUGUCUGGUAUGGUUGAGCUAGACCAGGAGUCUGUCUCGUUUGCCGAAGAUGUAACAACCUCCUCAGGCGACGGUAUUCAGUUCGGCAUGAGCAGCCGCGGAUUGGACUUCGUCAGCUCGAGUGGACUUGGCGACGACAUUGUCUUUGGCGAAGACAGUGAUAACGACGAAGAGGAAGAUGAUGAAGACGAUGACGACGAAGGGUUUUCCGAGAGCGCCAUUAGUGAUGGAGAAGACACUGACUCGCAGCCCCAGAGAACACAUCGUGCCUCAUCUCGUCGCUUCAUGCGUUCUACGCUCUACAUUCAGAUGGAGUACUGCGAAAGACACACACUUCGAGACUUGAUUCGGAAAGACAUGUACGCCAGGCCCGAACAAGGUUGGCAAAUGCUCCGACAAAUCCUGGAAGGUCUUGCUCAUAUCCACAAUCACGGCAUCAUCCACCGUGAUCUCAAGCCAGACAACAUCUUCAUUGACGUCGCAGGCAACCCUCGCAUUGGAGAUUUUGGAUUGGCCACAACAAGCCAGUACACUAGCGCUGAUAAGGUCAUGGCUAGCACUAACACUGGAGCUGAUAUGACCAGGAGUGUCGGCACUGCUAUGUAUGUUGCACCAGAGAUCAAGUCGGGUUCUGGAGUGAACUACAACGACAAAGUUGACAUGUACUCGUUGGGCAUUAUAUUUUUCGAAAUGUGUUUCCCUCUGCGAACUGCCAUGGAACGCCACGAGGUGUUACUCAAGAUGAGGGAGAAGGAGCAUGUCCUGCCUUCCGAAUUUUCAGCUCCAGAAAAGGUGCUCCAAGGCAACAUCAUCAUGGAUCUAAUUAGUCAUUCUCCUGGUGAUCGACCGAGCAGCAUGGAACUCCUUAGAAGCGGGAAGCUGCCGGUACAGAUCGAGGAUGAGACUAUCCGACAAGCCCUGCAGAGUCUAACAGACCCAGGAUCGCAAUACUAUCAAAAGAUGAUGACAGCUUUAUUCACCCAAACACCUGAUCAACGAAUCAAGGAUUUUGCGUGGGAUGCCAAAGCCAGCAAACAGCCCCCGACAGCCGAAGAUUUCCGUGUACGAGACAUUGCCAGAACCACCCUUUGUUCAAUCUUCCGCAGACAUGGCGCGGAAGAGACACAACGUCCUUUGCUGCUCCCACGUUCCAGCUACUACACGGCACCCAAUAUUGUUCAACUCCUGGAUGGUACCGGCAAUCUCUUACAGCUACCAUAUGAUCUGGUCCUCCCACAUGCCAGACAUCUUGCCAAACAAGAACCCUCUGUUGAGAAAACAUUUGUCUUCGGUAACGUUUUCCGUGACACUUUGAGCGGAGGACCUCCUAGGACAAUCAAGGAAGUGGAUUUCGAUAUUGUGACAAAAGAGAGCGACGAUCUGGCACUGCAAGAAGCAGAAGUUCUCAAGGUAGUCGACGAGAUCAUCGAUGAGGUUCCCGCGUUGUCUUCCCAGCCAAUGUGCUUCCAUCUAAGUCACUCUGAUUUGUUGGAUCUCAUUCUCGACUUCUGUCGCAUCGACAAAUCUCAGCGACCGAUCGUCAAGGAAACUCUCAGCAAGCUCAACAUCCAUCAAUUUGGCUGGUCCAAGAUACGUGCCGAACUUCGCUCACCCCUGAUUGGCAUACAUUCUACAUCUUUGGAUGACUUGGCACAGUUUGACUUUCGCGAGACUCCUGACAAGGCCCUAAGGAAGCUGCACGAUAUCCUUGUGGACAGCACGCAUGCCAGCAGAAUAAGAAGACCCAUGGAACACAUUAAGCGUGUGGUUGAUGCCAUGAAGCUGUUCGGCAUUCGGCGCAAGAUCUACAUUUGCCCCUUGAGCAGUGUCAAUGAGAAGUUCUACACCGGAAGUAUCUUGUUCCAAUGCAUCUAUGACAAGAAGAACAGAAACGUCUUUGCUGCUGGAGGAAGGUACGACCGUCUCAUCGACGCCCAUCGUUCUCGCGCCCAUGCCGUAAGUGAGGCAUGUCACGCUGUUGGCGUCAGCAUCGGUUGGGAUGGUCUGAUUGCCGCAAUCAUGAGGCACAAAAAGAAUGCUAUCAACAGUACAUACCUCAAGAAGGGGCAAGAAGAGUCUCUCAGCCCAGCUUGGAACGCAAAGCGCUGCGAUAUCCUCGUAGCUUCUGGCGACCCGACUGUCCUUCGAUCCACCGGCAUCAAGGUCCUCGCUAGCCUCUGGGCCAACGACUUCAGUGCUGAGUUAGCUAUGGACGCGCGAACCAUCGAUGAUGUGCUCAGCAAGCAGCGCGACGCAUCCCACCCCUGGAUCGUCAUGGUCAAGCACGAAGCUUCAAGCACCCUCAAAGUGCGCAACAGCACAACAGACACCGAGACCGAAGUCGCAAGCACGAACCUGAUCGCCCACAUGCGCUCCGAGCUGGGCGAACGCGAGUCGCGCGAAGCAGGUAACCACCGGUCUCGCCAUCAUCCAGCACUCCUCCGCCACUCGUCUCACCAUAACGAAGCCAACAGCAAUGGCGAGCGCAGUAAAAACAAUGUCCAAGUCCUCAUGGCCCAGCACCGCGGCAAAAAGAGCAACAAAUACCACAUCGUGGAAGCCGCCCAACAACGCUGGGCCUCCUACAUCGACACGUGGAAAUCUGCACCUAUCCUCGCCAUCGAAGGACGCGAGGGCAUCAUUGACAACAUCCGCGACGAGACUCGUCUUUCGGAUCCAGACUCGUGGCGCAAGUUGAUUCAAAGUACUCCACUUGCUGAACGGCAGUAUCUUGCUCAGGUUCAUGAGUUGCUUUUGGAGAUGAGGAAGAAGUGGGAACAGGGUGAGGAGGGUGCUGGUAGAGAGGCUUGUUUGUAUAACUUCAGAACUGCCAAUUGUGUUUAUUAUGACGUUGGUCUGUGA